Effrenium voratum is the source of this 831-nucleotide messenger RNA. The record is from the annotation of a GenBank genome assembly. Lineage: Eukaryota; Dinophyceae; Suessiales; Symbiodiniaceae.
AUGAAGCGCUCGGUGUGUUUGCUCCUCAUGGUCGGGCUACUGUGGGCUCUUUCCGACUGCGCUGUCCCGUCUGCGCCACCCGUGCGCCCGCCCCUGGCCUUGGGGGAGGACACAAAGCCGCUGCGGUGUGAGCUGCAGCGGCAGUUCGAGAACUUGGCGGCAUUGGGGUGGCUGGGCCGAGUGUAUUUGGCCGUUCCCUGGUUGGAUCAACUGCUGCCACUCUUCCGACUGGAGCCCUACGCCGGAGAUUUUGUGCUGGAGGACGGCUGUGUGUGCACGCUCAAAGAGAGCAGCGUGCUGCCCCGGGGCAUUCCCCUCACCUUCCGCCUGACCGUGGACCGCGGCGACGUGACCGGGGCCGCACUGCUGGGCAUCGGCUGCGACCUCUUCGCUGACAGCGAGGCUGGGCCCACGCCGUCCUGGUCGCAGGCCGAUUGGCAAGCGCCACGCGCGCUGCCGGCGCGGCUGGGCAGGGCCAAGCGGGUCCUCGUGGAGGCCGUGGUGCACGAGAUCUUCGGGCGCCUCGCGCGGGUCGCCAAGGCCGCGGAGGAAGGCGCAGAGCUGGCGGCAUGCGCGGAGGCGGCGGAGUUCUUCCCGCGGCAGGACCUUUUUGCGAGGGAGGGCACCGCGGAGAAAUGGCUUCAGUGCGUGUCCGGCUACUACUUCGCUGAAGCCGUGCUGCAAGAUGUGCACGUCCCGAGCGUGGAUCCAGAGGCUGCGGUGAGGUUCACCUUUUACUUGGACCCCACUGAACCUCUCAACUCGGAGGACCCCAUGAUGAGCAUGAACCCCGAGGUGAUUCGCUGCACCUUUACGGAUGUGAAGUCUUGA